CAGUGGCGGCGGCGGCGGCUCCGGGAGCCGGCGCGAAUCCGGCCCCCGGUGCGGGACCCGGGCAGGUCUGGAAGAGCCCUGCCUGGGCCCAAGUGUGCAGAGGAUGGAAACACUCCCCCGGCAAUGUCUCUGGGCCGCCUCCUUCGCCGGGCCUCCUCCAAAGCCUCGGACCUCUUGACCCUCACCCCCGGUGGCGGCGGUGGGCCCCCUUCCGUCCUGGAUGGGGAGAUCAUCUACUCCAAGAACAAUGUCUGCGUGCACCCGCCGGAAGGGUUGCAGGGGCUCGGGGAGCACCACCCAGGUUACCUGUGCUUGUACAUGGAGAAGGAUGAACUGCUGGGGACCACCCUCAUCCUCGCAUGGGUUCCCAACUCCCGGAUCCAGAAGCAGGACGAGGAGGCGCUGCGUUACAUCACCCCCGAGAGCUCCCCCGUGCGCAAGGCACCCCGCCCUCGGGGCCGGCGUACCCAGAGCUCGGGGGCCCCCCCUCCGCCGUCCCCCAUGGAGCCCAGGCCCACCCUAAUCCCCAGAGAUGAGGACAUCCUGGUGGUGGCCCAGAGCAUGCGAGACCCCGAGCGUGUCAGCCCUUCGCCCGAGGACGGGGAGAAGUUGGCCCUGGGCCUGGGGACAGACAGCUCCCUCCUGGCCUCUCAGCCAGCCCACAGCGACUCGGGAAUCUUGUCGGCGGUCAGCUCGCAGGACGGGACGGAAGAGGGCCGGGAGCCGCGACCCGAGGCGGGCGAGGAGGAGGGCUCCUUGGAGCUGUCGGCCGAGGGCGUGAGCAGGGCCAGCUCCUUCGACUCGGACUCAGAGGCCUUCUCUUCACCCUUCUGCCUCUCGCCCAUCAGCGCCGCCCUCGCAGAGAGCAGCAGCUCCGUGUUCCUGGAGAGCGAGAGCGGCUCCCCCUCCAGCGUGGACGCCCACCUGCAGUUCCCGGACAGCAGUGGCCUCCUGCAGCCCCCGCGCUGGGACGAGCCGCAGCGGGCCUGCGCCUUGGAGCAGAUCUGCGGUGUGUUCCGAGUGGACUUGGGUCACAUGCGCUCCCUCCGCCUCUUCUUCAGCGAUGAGGCCUGCACCAGCGGCCAGCUGGUCGUCGCCAGCCGGGAAAGCCAGUACAAGGUGUUCCACUUCCACCACGGUGGCCUGGACAAGCUGCCUGACGUGCUUCAGCAAUGGAAAUACUGCGCAGAGACGCACCUCAAAGACCAGGUCGCCGACGAAAAGACGUGCAUGCAGUUCUCCAUUCGGCGUCCCAAACUGCCGUCUUCCGAGACGCACCCCGAGGAGAGCAUGUACCGACGGUUGGACGUCGCGGCCUGGCUCCGCCACCUGAACGCGCUGGGCCAGGUGGAGGAGGAGUACAAGCUCCGCAAGGCCAUUUUCUUCGGCGGCAUUGAUGUGUCAAUCCGGGGGGAGGUCUGGCCCUUCCUGCUGCGUUAUUACAGCCACGAGUCGACGUCGGAGGAAAGGGAGGCGCUGCGGAUGCAGAAGAGAAAGGAAUACGCCGAGAUCCAGCAGAAAAGGCUCUCCAUGACCCCUGAAGAGCACAGAGCGUUCUGGCGGAACGUGCAGUUCACCGUGGACAAGGAUGUGGUACGGACAGAUCGAAGCAACCAGUUUUUCAGAGGAGAAGGCAAUCCCAAUGUGGAGAGCAUGAGGAGGAUCCUGCUGAACUAUGCGGUGUACAACCCAGCCAUCGGCUACUCCCAGGGCAUGUCGGACCUGGUGGCACCCAUCCUGGCCGAGGUCCUGGACGAGUCAGACACCUUCUGGUGCUUUGUGGGUUUGAUGCAGAACACGAUCUUUGUCAGCUCUCCUCGGGAUGAGGACAUGGAGAAACAGCUGCUGUACCUGCGGGAGCUGCUGCGGCUGACGCACCUGCGCUUCUACCAGCACCUGGUCUCACUGGGAGAGGACGGCCUGCAGAUGCUCUUCUGCCACCGCUGGCUGCUGCUGUGCUUCAAGCGGGAGUUUCCCGAGGCUGAGGCUCUGCGGAUCUGGGAGGCCUGCUGGGCCCACUACCAGACGGAUUACUUCCACCUUUUCAUCUGUGUGGCCAUCGUGGCCAUCUACGGGGAUGACGUCAUUGAGCAGCAGCUGGCCACCGACCAGAUGCUUCUGCACUUCGGAAACCUGGCCAUGCACAUGAAUGGGGAGCUUGUUCUCAGGAAGGCAAGGAGUUUGCUCUAUCAGUUUCGCCUCCUGCCGCGGAUCCCCUGCAGCCUGCAUGACCUGUGCAAGCUGUGUGGGACUGGCAUGUGGGACAGUGGUUACAUGCCCGCCGUGGAGUGCACAGGCCAGCACCCGGGGUCUGAGAGCUGCCCAUAUGGGGGCACUGUGGAGACGCCUUCGCCCAAGCCCCCCAGAGAAGGCAGGAAGGGCCCAAAGGCGCCCCGGGAAGGCUUCGGUUUCCGCAGAUAG
Lagenorhynchus albirostris (white-beaked dolphin) is the source of this 2421-nucleotide messenger RNA. It is a transcript of the gene TBC1D16, whose product is annotated as TBC1 domain family member 16. The coding region runs from base 124 to 2421 and encodes 765 amino acids. Gene Ontology annotation, molecular function: GTPase activator activity. The record is from RefSeq and is a predicted model, not a curated record. The transcript has 12 exons. Gene Ontology annotation, cellular component: early endosome. Gene Ontology annotation, biological process: activation of GTPase activity. NCBI's taxonomy places the organism in Eukaryota, Metazoa, Chordata, Mammalia, Artiodactyla, Delphinidae.